AUGGAUGAAUUGUUUCAGCUUCACUUGCAGCGUAUUGCCUUGGUAGAGAUAGACAAGGCCUUGUGUCCAAUACUGCUUGCCGAUGUUGGGCCUCUAUUGUGGCGUGAUCCAAAAAAUUCUGAUGUUUCUCGCUGGAUAAGAGUUAAGGGACUUAAGCUAAACCAAGUGGUCGUUAAUCAACCUUAUCGUGUGGCAAACACUGGCGGAGGAAGACUGCAAGUUUUUUUCAAGUCGGUUGUGGCUUGCCGUAAAGGUCGCAGACGUCGGCGGACUAAUGAAUUUAAAACCAGGAUUUUGUGCACUCAAGUUUCGUUUGAGAGACGAGAGUUUGGAGAGCUUUGGGCAUUUGUUGAAUGGUCUAAAACUGUGUUUACCUUCAACGGAUGUGACUCUCCUUUGCAUUUGUUCUUGCAUUCUGCUAUUGUCACACUUUGA
Messenger RNA from Camelina sativa (false flax), 435 nucleotides. Lineage: Eukaryota; Viridiplantae; Streptophyta; Magnoliopsida; Brassicales; Brassicaceae. The record is from RefSeq and is a predicted model, not a curated record.